CAGUUUGUGUGAGGUCCUUCUCGUGUGAGGCUUCACCUGCAGUCCUGUGUGCAGAUGUGGAGCGUCCAGCACAAGGAUCUGAACCUGCUGGAGUGGCAGCACAGCCCUCAGGGACCCCAGAGGCAGCAGCAAUAACGCGAGUGCAGGAGCCGCCGCGGCGCCGUCGCUCCGCGUUGCCAGGCAGAGCUCCCAAACGAGGCUUUGUUUACGGAAGCAGAAAGGGCUCGGAACUGAGAGCAGGGCGGGGAUCGGAGAUAUCGCGACAGUGCCGAGAGAGGCGCUGGGAUUUCGGCCUUGCAGCUUCCGGACUCCAUUUCUGGGCGGCCCCAGGCUCCUGCCCGCCCCGUCCGGCCGCAAGCAGACGGGACCCGGGGCGGGCAGCGGAUUGACACCCCGAGCACACGGCCCUAGGAGCUGGACCAGAGCCGCCCCGAUACAGAAAUGCAGCAGGAAGAGGAGGAAGAGAAUAAAGAGGAAAAGAAAAAGAAUGAGGAAGAGCAGCAGGUUGAAGGUGAAGGUAAAGCUGCCGCGGACCUCUCUGUGCCAGCCCAGUGCCCAGAGUGCGGGCAGAGCCUCCCGCCCGGCCGGCAACUGGGGAAGGAGCAGUGCCCCCAGCCUGGCAACCAGCAUUUCAUCUGCACCCACUGCGGCCAGAGCCGUGCCGGCCUCCCCCGGCGGAAGCGGGGAGGUACCCAGCCGGGCCCCAAGCUGCGGUUAAUCUGCAGUGAAUGUGGCAAGACCUUUGCCAGUAGGUCUGGUCUCAGCCGGCACCACCAACUCCAUGCUGGCAAGAAGCAGUUCCCUUGCCGCGACUGCGGCAAGAGCUUCACCAACAGCUCUGCUCUCCUUGAGCAUUGGCACGUCCACAGCGGCGAGAAGCCGUACAGCUGCGGUGAGUGUGGCAUGAGCUUUGCCCACAGCUCUGCUCUCAGGUAUCACCGUCACAGCCACAGCGGGGAGAAGCCGUAUGGGUGCGCUGUCUGCGGCAAGAGGUUCACCACCAGUUCACAUCUGAACCGUCAUCACCUGAUCCAUACCGGGGAGAAGCCAUACAGCUGCGGUGCCUGUGGCAAGAGCUUUGUCAGGAGUUCCCAUCUUAAGCGCCACCACCUCGUCCACACCGGCGACAAGCCACACAGAUGUGGUGAAUGUGGCAAGAGCUUUGCCACCAAUUUCCACCUUAACAGUCACCGCCUCAUCCACACCGGGGAGAAGCCAUACAGCUGCGGUGACUGUGGCAAAAGCUUUUCCCACAGCUCCACUCUCAGACGCCACCGUCGCAUCCACACCGGGGAGAAGCCAUACAGCUGUGGCGUGUGUGGUAAGAGCUUUGCCAGGAGCUCUGACGUCAACCGGCACCGGCAAACACAUGCUGAGAAGAAGCAGUUCCCCUGUGAAGUCUGCAACAAGAGCUUCACCACCAGCUCUGCUCUAAUCCAGCAUUGGAAUGUCCACACAGGGGAGAAGCCUUACAGCUGUGGUGUCUGCGGCAAGAGCUUUGCUAACAGCUCUGUUCUCAGGCGGCACUGUCAAAUGCAUGCCGAGAAGCAGUUCUCCUGUGGUGACUGUGGCAAGAGCUUCACCACCAGCUCUGCUCUAAUCCAGCACUGGAAUGUCCACACUGGGGAGAAGCUGUACAGCUGUGGUGACUGUGGCAAGAGCUUUGUCAGAAGUUCCCAUCUUAACCGUCACCGCCUUGUCCACACUGGGGAGAAGCCGUACAGAUGCGGUGACUGUGGCAAGAGCUUUACCAGCAGCUCUUCUCUCAGCCAUCACCAUCGUCUCCACACUGGGGAGAAGCCCUUCCGUUGUGGUGUCUGUGGCAAGAGCUUUGCUCACAGGUCUACCCUCAGCUGUCACAGAGCCAUCCACACUGGGGAGAAGCCAUACAGCUGCAGUGACUGUGGUAAGAGCUUCCAGCACAAGUUCAAGCUGGCUCGGCACCAGCGUAGCCAUAGCAACCAGAAGAUGAAGAGCAGCAGGAAAGCUUCCAAGGGUCCCCACUCUCAGUGCCACCAGAAAGAGGAGGUACGGGAGGAAGAGGCGGAGGAAGGGAAAGAGCAGCAGGGUGAAGGUGAAGGUAAAGCUGCUGCAGACACCUCUGUGCCAGGCGAGCAGUGCCCUGACUGCAGGCAGAGCCUCCCGCCUGGCUGGCAGCCAGGGAAGCAGAGUUGCCCCCAGCCUGGCACUCAGCACUUCAUCUGCACCCACUGCGGCCAGAGGCGCCCUGGCCUCAGGCGGCAACAGGGAGGCACCCGACCACGCCCCAAGCUGCGGUUGUUCUGCAGUGAGUGUGGCAAAAGCUUUUGCAGCAAAUCUGGUCUCACCUGGCACCAUCGCCUCCACACAGGGGAGAAGCCGUACAGCUGUGGUGUCUGUGGUAAGAGCUUUACCGUCCGCUCUGUUCUCAUCAGGCACCGGCAAACACAUGUUGAAAAGAAGCAGUUCCCCUGCCGUGAGUGUGGUAAGAGCUUCUCCAACAGCACUGCUCUGAUCCAGCACUGGCACGUCCACACUGGGGAGAAGCCAUAUAUCUGCAGUGUCUGUGGCAAGAGCUUUGGCAGAAGUUCUCACCUUAACCGUCACCAUCACCUCCACACUGGGCAGAAGCCAUACAGCUGCGGUGACUGUGGCAAGAGCUUCACCACCAGUUACCACCUAAACAGGCACCGUCGCAUGCACACCGGCGAGAAGCCUUAUGGCUGCAGUGUCUGUGGCAAGAGCUUUACCCACUGGUCUACACUCAGCCAUCACCAAGCCAACCACAGCAGGGAGCUAUACAGCUGUGCCUGUGGCAGGAGGUUUGACAGCACUUUCAACCUUAACAGUCACCACUUCAUACACACUGGGGAGCAGCCAUACAGUUGCAAUGACUGCAGCAAGAGCUUUGCCAACAGCAUGGCUCUUAUCCAGCCCUGGCAUGUCCACACUGGGGAGAAUCCCUAUGGCUGCAGUCACUGUGGCAAGAGCUUUGCCCACAACGCCAGUCUCAGCUGUCACUGUCCCAUCAACACUGGGGAGAAGCUGUAAAGCUGCAGUGACUGUGGUAAGAGCUUAGCCCACAGCUCUAGUCUCAGCUGUCGCUGUCACAGUCACACCAGGGUGGAACCCUGCAGCUGUGUUGACUGCAGCAAGAGCUUUACCAGCAGUUCUCUCUUUAUCAAGCACUGCCUCAUCCAAACUGGGGCAAGAGCUUGACCAGCAGGUCUGCUUUCAUCCAGUACUGCCAAAACCACGCUGGGAAGAAGUUCCCUUGCGGUGACUGCAGCAAGAGCUACGCUUUUAUCCAGCACUGGAAUGCAUGCCCCGGGGCGAAGCCAUAUGGCUGUGGUGUAUGUUGCAAGAGCUUUACUGGCAGCUCUGCUCUUGGCCGUCGCCAGGUGAUGCACACCGGGGAGAAGCCAUACAGCUGAGAUACCUGCAACAAGAGCUUUGCCCACACCUCUGCUGUCAGGUCUCACCACUGCCUUCACAUCAGGGAGAAGUGGUACAGCUGUGGUGGCUGUGGCAAGAGCUUUACCAGCAGCUAUCAGCACCUCUCCCGCACCUUGGAGAAACCAUAGAGCUGCGGUGAUUGUGGUAAGAGCUUGACCAGCAGCUCUGCUCUCAGCUAUCACUGCUACCUUCACACCAGGGAGAAGCCAUACAGCUGUAGUGACUGUGGCAAGAGCUUUACCAGCAGCUCUGCUCUCAGCAUCUUCCCUACACCAUGGGGAAACUGUAGAGCUGUGGUGACUGUGGCAAGAGCUUCCAGAAGAAAACUGACCUGACCAAGCACCUGGGCAGCUGCAGCCACCUGAAGAAGAGUGACAGCAAAGCUUCCAAAGGUCACUGUUCCCAGUGCCAUGAGGAAGUACCCAGCAGCUAUGGGCGCCUCCUGCCCACCUGACAACCCUGAUACCAGGAUGCCUGCUGGUAGAGCUACCCCAAGAGUGACUCUUCCCACCCACAUUUUCCUGCCCUGAGUUGUGGAGUGGUUGCACCAAUACCACCAGUAACAGCAGUUGCUGCUGUGUUAUCCCCAGGGCAAACCCUGAAAUGUGCCUCAUUUGGGGGAGGGAAUCAGAGGGCAGAGCAGAGCAGUGUGAUGACCAGGGUGGAACCUCUAAGCCAUACUGGGUCCCAGGGUGGUCUCUAUAAGCCCUGCUAGUUGAUGUCACCACCAUCACCAAUCCUCUGCAACACCAACACCAGCUUGGUACACUCAGAAAUGAAGCAACUGUUCCAUGUGGCUGCAAGUCAGGGAUUCCAUGGAAAAUGUGCCUGGAGCAAGGAACAAUCCCAAUAAAAGAUUUUCCAAGCCUCUUGCAA
Messenger RNA from Pogoniulus pusillus (Red-fronted tinkerbird), 4311 nucleotides. RefSeq names its product zinc finger protein 850-like. The record is from RefSeq and is a predicted model, not a curated record. Bases 442 to 3030 code for a protein of 862 amino acids. Lineage: Eukaryota; Metazoa; Chordata; Aves; Piciformes; Lybiidae. The transcript has a single exon. Gene Ontology annotation, molecular function: RNA polymerase II cis-regulatory region sequence-specific DNA binding; DNA-binding transcription factor activity. Gene Ontology annotation, biological process: regulation of transcription by RNA polymerase II.